Molecule: messenger RNA, 1807 nt
Organism: Aplysia californica (California sea hare)
Lineage: Eukaryota; Metazoa; Mollusca; Gastropoda; Aplysiida; Aplysiidae
Product: probable ATP-dependent RNA helicase DDX28
Exons: 15
Coding region: 82-1752 (556 amino acids)
Molecular function (GO): nucleic acid binding; RNA helicase activity; ATP binding
Source: RefSeq, a predicted model, not a curated record
UUUUCUAAAAACGAAAGUAGAGAUAGCAGGCACGAGCAGGAGGAGAUUGAAGAUCAAAGAAUCCAGAACUGAAAGCUGAAGAUGCUGCACGUUCUCAGUGGAAAAGAGCUUUGCUCUGGGCAAAGAGUAUCCUUUUGGUGCUGUCACAGACUGCUCAUGUGUAGGCUGUUCUCAAACUAUACAAACCAGGAACAGACUCUACCUCAUGUUACAUGCCCACAAAAGAUGGUAAAAAAGCUGGAAAAACUGAAACAGAAAAAGAUGAACAAACAAGUGCACCAAAGACGCUCUAAACCCAAAGGUCCUCUUCUAAUAUCGUGCAAGAGGAAAGCCUACAACUUUCACCAGGGUCAGCGAUUUAAUGACCAUGAUGUCCACUCACUGGUCAGUAGCGGAUGGAAAAAUUCCAAGAGAGUCGGAGAUUAUUUCACAUUGAUGUCGCAUUCAGAGAAUCCAAGUUUACAAACAGCGAGUGAACCUAUCUCGUUCAGUGACUUAGGGAUCAGCGAAGCCUUGUGUUCAGGACUUGAGGAGCUGGGCUUUCAAAAUCCUACAGAAAUACAGAGGUUAGCAAUCCCAAGCUUGUUGCAAGGCAACAAUGUGACAUGUGCUGCAGAAACAGGAUCAGGGAAAACACUUGCUUAUCUUCUUCCAUCUAUUGAGUGGAUCCUGAAAUCAAAAGAGUCUUUGAAGCAGUCAGAGUUAGGAAAUGUCAACUGUCCAAAUACCAUAAUCAUGACACCCAACCGAGAGCUCUGCAGCCAAGUGAUGGGUGUAGCAGAAUCUCUAACACCGUAUGCUGAUUUUGUCCCCCAUUGUUCACUUGGGAGUCACUCUCCUUCGGGUCCAACCAGAAAGAGAAUGGUAGCUCCUAUGGAUGUCCUGGUGACUUCCCCUGGCACACUGAUCAAUCUUCUGCACAGGAAUACCAUCCAAGCAAGGAACUUGCAGCACAUUGUGAUAGAUGAGUCAGACACGCUGCUGGAUGACUCCUUCAUGGCAGAUCUGAAUGAAAUAUUCAGCCGCCUUCAGAUCAUGCCAGCUGAGCAGGUCGCGGAGGACAGCUCUAUCCUGCUGGGCACUCAGCUUGUGCUGGUCAGUGCCACCAUGCCCAGGAAUGUGGGUCAGGUGCUGGGGUCUAUUGUACCAGUCGAUGCCAUGCACAAAAUAACAACAGAAGCACUUCAUCACAUUAUGCCUCAUGUGCCCCAGAAGUUCAUUAGGAUAAAUCCUGAUAGCAAACCAGAGAAACUGAUUCAGCUACUGAAGCGAGGGAUGGAGAAAAGGCAACCGGCUUUGGUGUUUGUGAAGAACAACAAAACUUGUUACUACGUGGCCAAACUGUUGGAGGAGACAGGACUGGAUUGCUUGAGACUGAGUGGGGACAUGCCUGUUGAGGCGAGGAAUGGAGUCUUGGAGAAAUUCAUGGAAGGAUACUCCGAUGUAUUGAUAGCUACAGAUGUUGCGUCUAGAGGCUUGGACACUGUCAAUGUCUGUCAUGUGAUCAACUAUGACUUCCCCCAGUUCAUGUCCGACUACAUCCACCGUGUGGGCAGAGUGGGACGUAUAGGUACGGCGCGGAACGCACAUGUCACCUCGUUCGUUGCUCACAAGUGGGAUGUUGAUUUGGUUUGGAAAAUUGAGAUUUCUGCAAGGAAGAUGAAAGGGCUGAGUGAUGUGAAUGCCAACAUCAAGCGAGAGCUGGACAAGUUGAAAAUGCACAAAGACACCUUUGAAAUGAAUCUUAUUUGAUCUUAUGAUUCUGGGAAAUCUAUGUUUGUAAAUAAAUUAUUUGAAAAUACUUAGU